Messenger RNA from Branchiostoma belcheri (Belcher's lancelet), 539 nucleotides. RefSeq lists its product as uncharacterized. The coding region runs from base 1 to 525 and encodes 174 amino acids. The record is from RefSeq and is a predicted model, not a curated record. The transcript has 5 exons. Lineage: Eukaryota; Metazoa; Chordata; Leptocardii; Amphioxiformes; Branchiostomatidae. Gene Ontology annotation, biological process: proteolysis. Gene Ontology annotation, molecular function: metalloexopeptidase activity.
AUGGCUCAAUCACCUCCGCACAGUACGGUCUGGAGGUUACAGUGCAAAAACUUCACCGCGCCUAGCGGAAGCGUCAGAGGAAAUGCUGGCACCAACAUCAUCGGCGUGAAGCGCGGGAAACUGAACGGAACUUCAGACGACAAGAUCGUGGCUGUGGGGGCGCAUUACGACACCGUGUCCAACUCUCCAGGUGUUAAUGACGAUGGAUCCGGCAUGGCGGCCAUGUUGGAAAUCGCCAGGGUGAUGACGUCAUCUAACGAGCAGAACUUCACCACCAUAUUUGUGGCGUUUGACCACGAAGAAAAUGCACCCCCCGCUCGUGUUGCUAUCGGUACUCCAUGUGAAACACCUCGGGGGUCAGACGACUUCGUCUGCUCCUGGCUCCUCCCUUUCCUCCGGUCUUCAGGACGUCCAGAAUUCCAGGGAAUCUUCAUGUUGGAGACCAUCAUGAACUAUGACCCACAACCGAACGUCCAAACAGUUCCUCAACCCCUAGCCUUCCCAAAUGUGCGUAUACGUAUAUAAAGUUAUGUCAUGUU